Molecule: messenger RNA, 9003 nt
Organism: Melospiza melodia melodia
Lineage: Eukaryota; Metazoa; Chordata; Aves; Passeriformes; Passerellidae
Gene: PCDH17
Product: protocadherin 17
Exons: 6
Coding region: 1465-5082 (1205 amino acids)
Biological process (GO): homophilic cell-cell adhesion
Cellular component (GO): plasma membrane
Molecular function (GO): calcium ion binding
Source: RefSeq, a predicted model, not a curated record
UGGGCGAGCGCGGCGCGGCGCGGCGGCCCCGCGAGUGCUGCAGUGAGGGAGGCGAGGAGGGGGGAGAGAGAGGGAGAGAGAGCGAGGCAGAGCGCGGCUCCAACUGUUGAAUUUUCCCUGAAUUCUCCACUUACCUGCGGGCGGCUGGUGAAAUGGAUCUGGUUUAUCGGAGAUCGGCGUUCGCUCCGCGUGCUGCCUGGCUAAGACUGGCGACCCUCUGUUUGCAAGGGGCCACCCAUCAAUGAGGCAGAGAAGAAUAAUUGUUUUUUCUUCUUUUUGCGUUUGAAAGCCUCCCUGCCACACGUUGCAGAAUUAACUGUGUACUUUGGGUCCGGACUCAAAUAAAGGAGAAAAAACAGUGCAGAACUGAGACUCGGAACUAGAUCUGUGAGCUAUGUAUUGGAAACCUAUGUUUUUAUUGCGUUUUUUUUUCCUUUUAAUGUGAAAGAUCUCUGAUAUAUUUCACACAUAACACUGAGGAAAGGUGGUUAAAAACACUCAGCAAAACAGGAGACAGACGCGCCUCUGUGCCAGUGAGUGGAUAACAGCCUUGUUUUCCUGAUCCUCAGUCUCCCGGAGAAAGAGGAAACAGUGACCCAGGGUGUACGAGACAGAGAGGGGGGAAAUACCGACGGCAGCGAGAUGCAGCUCUCCGCCGCAAGCAAUGCAAGAUUAGAUCUCUAAAUGCAGCAAAACACUCCCUGAAAACCAACAACCCCGCGGUGCAAUCAGACAUUUCACUGCCGCUCACUGCACACGAAGAGGGCUUCAACAACAAGCUGAGACUUUUUUUUUUUCCCUUCUGUCUCUCUCCUACCCCUCCACUCCAUCAAUCGCAUCACAAGCGAUGAGUAGCAAAUAAGCUUUUUUACCUCUGCUACAGACCUGUGACCAUCCCCUUCUUCUAUGUAUAUAUAAAUACACAUAUUUAAGAAAUAUUUCUGAUCGUUUUUAGAACCACAACCACUGUCGCCGGUUUUUUUAUUAUUGUUAUUAUUUUUAUUAUUCUUUGUACAUCUGCGGGGAUUCAAGGGUCGGGAACACAUCGCCUGCCCGGAGGAGAAGAUCUUUUGCAAAUUUUCUGAUUUUUGAAACCCUCCCACUGCCGAAGUUGGACAGACGAAGUAACUGUGAGGGGACUGUAAGCACGGCAAGCUCUUGCUGAAACGCUGCCGAAGCUGCUCCCUCCCCUCCCCCGACCCCCCCGAUUGCUCCCUCCCUCUGAGCUACAUGGUCUAUUUGCUGCCUCUCAUCCUGUGUCUCUGCAGAUGUUUUAGAGCAACAGGUUCAGGAACUUGAAAUAUAGGGGUGGGGAAAGAGAAGGGGAAAAAAAAAUCAAAACCAAAAAGGAAGGAAAGAGAGAGCCGUCAGAGGAGGAAGGGCAACCCCAGCGCAGGAGGCAAAGAAGACGGGGACAACCCUGGUCGUCGCUGCUGCUCCUGCCGCCCCCACCCCUGCUCGGGGAUGUACCUUUCCAUUUGUUGCUUCUUCUUCUGCUGGGCUCCCGCCCUGUCGCUGAAGAACCUGAAUUACUCGGUGCCGGAGGAGCAGGGAGCGGGCACGGUCAUCGGGAACAUCGGGCGCGAUGCGCGGCUGGCGGCAGGCGCGCCGGGAGGCGGGAUGCUGCCCGCGGAGCGCGGCGUUCCCGGCGGCGGCCCCGGGGGCGGCCGCGGCCCCAAGUCCACCUUCCGGGUGCUGGAGAAUUCAGCCCCGCACCUCCUGGACGUGGACGGGGAGAGCGGGCUGCUCUACACCAAGCAGCGCAUUGACCGCGAGGCGCUGUGCCGGCGCAGCGCCAAGUGCCAGCUGUCCCUCGAGGUGUUCGCCAAUGACCAGGAGAUCUGCAUGAUCAAAGUGGAGAUUCAGGACCUGAACGACAACGCGCCAUCAUUCCCCUCUGACCAAGUGGACAUGGACAUCUCCGAAAAUGCUGCACCAGGCACCCGCUUCCCCCUCACCAGCGCCCACGACCCAGACGCUGGGGACAAUGGUCUGCGCACCUACCUGCUCACUCGUGACGACUACGGCCUCUUCUCCCUCGAUGUGAAGUCCCGUGGUGAUGGCACAAAGUUUCCGGAGCUGGUCAUCCAGAAGCCACUAGACCGCGAGGAGCAGAGUCACCACACCCUGGUGCUGACGGCAUUGGACGGUGGUGACCCACCGCGCUCAGGCACGGUGCAGAUCAAUGUGCGCCUCAUUGACUCCAAUGACAACAGCCCCAUCUUUGAGGCAGCCUCCUAUGUGGUAGAGCUGCCAGAGAACGCGCCGCUAGGCACGGCAGUCAUCGACCUCAAUGCCACUGAUGCCGAUGAGGGUACCAAUGGAGAGGUGCUCUACUCCUUCAGUGGCUACGCACCUGAGCGCGUCCGUGACCUGUUUAGCAUCGACCCACAGAGCGGCCUCAUCCGUGUCAAGGGCAACCUGGACUAUGAGGAGAGUGGCCUCAUUGAGAUUGAUGUCCAAGCUCGGGACCUGGGGCCAAAUCCCAUCCCUGCUCACUGCAAGGUCACUGUCCGCCUCAUCGACCGCAACGACAAUGCUCCCACCAUUGGCUUUGUCUCCGUUCGCCAGGGAGCUCUGAGUGAGGCUGCCCCACCAGGCACUGUCAUUGCCCUGGUGCGGGUCACCGACCGAGACUCAGGCAAGAACGGACAGCUCCAGUGCCGGGUGCUGGGCGGUGGCGGCGGGCCUGGUGCCGUUCCUUUCACCCUGGAGGAGAACUAUGACAACUUCUACACUGUGGUCACCGACCGACCCCUGGACCGUGAGACGCAGGAUGAGUACAAUGUGACCAUCGUGGCACGUGAUGGGGGCAAUCCCCCACUUAACUCCACCAAGUCAUUUUCUGUCCGGAUCCUUGACGAGAAUGACAACCCACCCCGCUUCAGCAAGAAUCUUUAUGUGUUGCAGGUGCCUGAGAACAACAUCCCUGGAGAGUAUCUGGGCUCAGUCUUGGCCCAGGAUCCUGACUUAGGCCAAAAUGGGACAGUGUCUUACUCCAUUCUGCCUGGGCAUGUGGGAGAUGUCUCCAUCUACACCUAUGUCUCUGUCAACCCCACAAAUGGUGCUAUUUACGCUCUGAGGAGCUUCAAUUAUGAGCAGACAAAGCACUUUGAGUUCCGCGUGCUGGCCAAAGACUCGGGUUCACCCCACCGUGAAAGCAAUGCCACAGUGCGUGUCACCGUGCUCGAUGUCAACGAUAACGCACCCCUCAUUGUCCUGCCCGCCCUCAUCAACGACACUGCUGAGCUGCAGGUGCCACGCAAUGCUGGGGUGGGCUACCCCGUGGGCACCGUCCGCGCCCUGGACAGUGACUUUGGGGAGAGUGGGCGCCUGACGUAUGAAAUUGUGGAAGGCAAUGAGGAGCACCUCUUUGAGAUGGACCCCACCAGUGGUGAGAUACGCACCUUGCACCCCUACUGGGAGGAGCUCAGCCCUGUGGCUGAACUGGUGGUAAAAGUCAGUGACCAUGGCAAGCCCAGCCUCUCUGCUGUGGCCAAGCUCAUAGUCAGGGCCUUGGCGGGGCCCCUGCCCGAGGCUGGCGAGCCGCAGGUGAACGGCGAGCAGCAUCGGCGGCCGCACUGGGACUUGUCGCUGCCGCUGAUUGUGACACUGAGCACUGUCUCCAUCAUCUUGCUGGCUGCCAUGAUCACUAUUGCUGUGAAGUGCAAGCGAGAGAACAAGGAGAUCCGCACCUAUAAUUGUCGCAUUGCCGAGUAUAGCCACCCUCAGCUGGGAGGAGGGGGAGGCAGUGGCGGGGGAGGAGGAGGCAGUGGCAGUGGAGGGGGCAAGGGCAAGAAGAAGAAGAUCAGCAAGAAUGACAUUAUGCUGGUGCCCAGUGAGGGCGAGGACAGCCGGGGUCCCCUCAAUGUCAUGAACGUGGUGAGCAGCCCAUCCCUGGCCACCUCACCCAUGUACUUUGACUACCAGACCCGCCUGCCCCUCAGCUCUCCCAGGUCUGAGGUGAUGUACCUGAAGCCCGCCUCCAACAACCUGACUGUACCCCAGGGACAUGUGGGCUGCCACACCAGCUUCACAGGGCAAGGGACUAACGCCAGCGAGGCUCCCCCGAGCCGGAUGUCCAUAAUUCAGACAGACAAUUUUCCCGCAGAGCCCAAUUACAUGGGCAGCAGGCAGCAGUUUGUUCAAAGUAGCUCCACGUUCAAGGAUCCAGAAAGAGCCAGCUUGAGGGACAGCGGGCAUGGGGACAGUGAUCAGGCUGACAGUGACCAAGACACUAACAAAGGCUCCUGCUGUGACAUGUCUGUUAGGGAGGCACUCAAGAUGAAAACUACUUCAACUAAAAGCCAGCCACUUGAACAAGAACAGCAAGGCAGAGGCCAAAGACCCAUUGUUGGGAUCUGUGGACCAGCCCGCUGUGAGGAUGGAAAAUUUUCAGAGCAAGAAGAAUGUGUUAACUGCACAGAUGAAUGCAGAGUGCUUGGUCAUUCUGACAGGUGUUGGAUGCCACAGUUCCCUGCAGCCAGUCAGGCUGAGAAUGCAGAUUAUCGCACAAAUCUCUUUGUACCCACAGUUGAAGCUAACGUUGAGACUGAGACAUAUGAAACUGUGAAUCCCACUGGGAAAAAGACUUUUUGUACAUUUGGGAAAGACAAGAGAGAGCACACUAUUCUCAUUGCCAAUGUUAAACCUUACUUAAAAGCCAAACGUGCCCUGAGUCCUCUGCUUCAGGAGGUUCCCUCAGCAUCGAGCAGCCCAACCAAGACAUGCAUUGAGCCUUGCACCUCAACAAAAGGACCACUGGAUGGUUGUGAAGUGAAAUCAGGAGCCUUGGCUGAACCAAGCAGCCAGUACUUGUCAACUGACAGUCAGUAUCUAUCGCCCAGUAAACAGUCAAAGGACUCUUCCUUCAUUGCAUCAGAUCAGAUGGCUAGGGCCUUUGCAGACGUGCACUCCCGAGUGAGCCGAGACUCCAGUGAGAUGGACUCUGUUCUGGAGCAGUUAGACCGUUCAGCCCGGGAUCUAGGCAGGGAGUCGGUGGAUGCCGAGGAAGUUGUGAGAGAAAUAGACAAGCUCUUGCAGGACUGUCGGGGAAGCGACCCUGUGGCCGUCAGAAAGUGAGGGGGAAAAUAAGGACAGGCUGGCAGUCGCAUUCCUCUUCUGCUGAUUGAAAGUAAAUAAAUAAAUUCCCUGGUUGUAACAGAAUUACAGGAAUGAAGGAAGACCAAUGCUGCUUUAAGGCUUUUAGUGAACAUCUGAAGUGCCCACAAGUAUGUUCUUUUCACUGCUCUUUCUUUUUGACAGAUAACACUGGUUUCAUUUUGACCAAACUUUCAUUAGGACAGAGUCAAGUAUACCAAGAACAAAAUGAAAGAAGGAAAGACAGUGCCAUUUUGACAAUCUGAUAGGAAAGUGUGAGAAAGAUGGAAUGGAAAUACGUCUGAUACUUUAAGACUGUCCUCAAUAGCUGAUGCUGACUUUACUGUUUACGUAUAAACCCCAAGAAAAACAGGGUUUAAUAAUGCUGAUCUGUGGUGAAUUUCCAGCAGCUGCCACAGGCUUCUACUGAAAGUCCUAUAAAGAGUUCUUGUAGUAGUCCAAGCGACACCAAACAUUAACAUUCAUUUGUGGUAAACAUUUAUGUACAAAGUUAUCUGCCACAAAUAUGAAAUACGAAAAAAAAGAAAAAAAAAAGAACAAUAAAACAAAAAGAACCAUUCCAAAUCAUUGUUCAAGAAAACAUAUCCUCAUCAUUAAUGAAACACUACAUAUCAUAUUAAGGUUAAAUGUAAAAAUAUAUAGUCCAUCUUGUCCUGCACACACAUAAGCUAAUUCACUUGAUAAAAUUUAAAAAAAAUAUUUUAAUAUCUAUUUAGCAUUUUAGUGUCCAACAAAGCUAUAAGUAGUUAGUGAUAAGUUAAAAAAAUAAAAAAGGAAAGGAAGUGAAAUAAAGUUUGGGAAAAAAAGAGUUACCUUAACGGUAAUACAGAAAAGAAAUUAACAUUAUUAACACUUUUUUAUUCAUUUGUGGACACUAAAAUAGCUCAGGAAAGUGAAAAUGUCAGACAUCCACAAAAAUCACAUGGUCAUUUAAAUGUGCAAAUGUAAGAAGAUUCAGUGUGUUUACAUCAAAUGACAUAUUUUUAUUGAUUUAUUGCAGAUUCAGUGCAUAUGAGCCAAAUUGUUGAGUGUAUAAGAGCUAUAUUGUGUAUUUUAUUAAAUUAAUAUAUAGUUGUGUUGCAAAAAUAUUUGGGCUUAUAUUGUAAAUGGCAAGUGUUGCCUCAGUAGCUGUCGAACUCUAUGAGUUUUGUUUUUUCCUGCUUCCUUUUCCCCAUGGAAUAUGGGAAGCAGCGCCUCAGAGCAAAGUCUCUUGUUUAAUGUAUGGUCUACGAAGUACUGCAGUACAUAAUCUGUUCAAAAUAUGUUUGAGUGAGCUGAUGGAGCUAACUGAACAGCCUACAAAUACAUCCAUCAGUCAUGGUUAUGUGCAAGUCCUUGUAGAAGCUUCUAUUGCAAGUCCAUGUUUAAUAACAAAAAUUACACUCGAACCAACACCUGGAACCUCCUUGGGUUUGGUUUUUUUUCCCCCAACACAUGCAGCCAGCCUUUCAAUGUAGGAUACUUGACUGAAUUCUUCAGAGAUGCCACCAUUUUAAAAGUUUUGAUAUUAAGUUUAUAGAGCUGAAAAUUAUGUCAGUGCCAAUGUGGCAUGAGCAGUAUUUUAUCUGAUUCUUUAGAAUGUGCAAUAGCUUACUGAAGUUCUAGAUAAAUACUGCUUAUUCUGGGGGGGUGUUUUUAGUUAGGUUUUCACUUGGUCUGUAUAAUAUUUGCAGAAUAACUUAAAAUAACUUGGGAUAUAGUUUUUACUUUUUAUUAUUGUUUUUAAGAAUGUUUUUAUUGCAUUUGAAAAUUUCAAAAUUGAAUUAAACUUGGAAAAAAACAAAUGAACUUACGGAGUACAAGAAGAAGCAGAAGAAUAAAAUGUUUAGCUCAGGAUUUGUCCCUUAUAUACUUUAGAUACUCUGCUGGAAAUACCACUAUGGCACAUUGUUUAAAAACUAUGAAUUUGGUUUCUUAGAUUUAAUCUUAACUAUAAAAACAUUUAUAAAAGGGGUUGGCAAUCUGAAAUACCACAAGCCAUAGUUUUUUAUCAAUUCAAAAACAAAAGUUGACCCAACAGCCUAUUUUAGUCUAGGGAUUUCAUUUAAAUGGUGAUCUUAGCUAGUCAGUCCUACAAUGAAUUGUCUUUGGGAGACACCGAUUCUGACAAUUUAGUUUGCUUUUAGCUCCUGUUAAAAAAUGUCUACAAUUACAUGCAAAAGGAAGGAUCUUGUACAUGUCUUAUCAAGCUACUCUCCAUGUUUUGGACAAUUUAUGUAUCUAAAACGUGGUGUUGUCUGUGUUAUAUAAUUUUGUUUCGUUUUUUUUUUUUUUUUUUCUUUUUGGCCAGGAGACUCAAGAUUGGUUUUGCUUGAUAGCUUGAUAGCUUGAAAUUCCAUAGUGGAGAGGAUUCUUAUCGUUUGAUCAGUCUUUUCUACGUAUUUCUGUGGUGCCCAUCACUUCAGUGUCUGUGCACCAAGUCUUUAGCUCUGCCAGUGAGAUCCAUUAUUCAGCAAAAUCUACGCCAGUAUGUAAAUGCAGUCAAGUGAUGGAGAUUUGUGUAUUUUAUAAAUGAUUUUAACACUGAGUAACCAAUUGUACAAUUCAUUGUAUGUUUCUGAAGACAUAAAAACCACAACAUUCUGAGAAAGGGCUGUGCCAAUGUAAGAGGAAUUUACCUUAAGGCUCUCUGUCACUAGUGAUUUACUAGCUUUAGCUGUUUAACACAUUAUCUGUAUUUAGUAGUGAUUAUUUAUUUACCACUCUGAGGUAAUUCAGAAUUCAUGACUCACAGCUUUAUAGAGGAGUUUAGGAAAUCUUGCUUUUAUUUAAUUUGUCUUUCAACUGCCUUGUUUUGUACAACUCUGGCAUACUGCUUCCCAGUAUAAGAUUAUCCCAGGUUAAAAAAUUUAUUUCACAAUUUAAAAUGGAUACAUAAUGAACCAGUAAAUCGGCAGAGCUUAUACAAUGUGAGUUUUGCUGGUUCGGUCAAAAUUAACAUGAUUGUGUGUGAAGGACAUACUGCACACAAAAGAUUUUAAAGUGUUUUUUUUCUCCGUGGUAUCUCUACUAUCACCAUUGGAGAAAGAGGCAGGAAUGAAAGAUAAAGUUUAUGAGUUAUUUCUCUCAUUUUUUACACACAUGCUUUAUAAGACUGAAAGGAAAUAUCUGUCACAAGAGUAUAAAAGGAAAGUUGGAGUUAAGAGAGGCAAGUAAAGCAACUAAUAAACUUGUACUGUACACUGUGAAUAGCGAAUAAGGCAUUCUGUAUCUUUUUUUAAUUAAAAAAAGCCAGCAAUUGGGAGUUCCUUAUACAGUUGGCCAAUCAAAUCAGAACUCAAAAUCAGACCUUUCUUUUUUCCCUUUUUUUCCUUUAAUUGGCAUAUUUAUCAGGAAACAGAUUCUCCUGAACUGUGAUUUGCCACUGAAAGAUAGAGAUUUCCCAAUCCAAGUUACCCCUAGAAGUCAAACUUUGUUCAUAGUGGAGCAAGAUACCCCAUUCAAACAAGCUUUCAUGUUGCUUGCUGUCAAAUGGAAGGGAAAUUGCUGAGGUCAAGGAGGAGUCUGAAGCCUAGCAUAACAUACAUCCACUCAUUAUUGUUUAAUUGCUUUCUUUUGACAUCAGGCAGCAGUUAUUAUUGCAUUAAUUUAAAUGGGAGUUUUGGCUAUCAAGAUUUGUUGACUUGAAGUGUAAUUGAAUGAAAUCUGAUUAAGGUUUUGACUUCUCUGGCUCAAUUGUGAUACAGGUUGGCAUUCUCAUUUAUCAGCCCCUGUCUCCCCAUAUGGCUCAAAGUUGCACCAAUGACUGGUGAAUGACACAAAAAAACCAAACAAAAGCAGCAUACAUUGUAUGGAUUUUUCUCAACCGCUAUUGUUUAAUGGCUGUGUUUAAUGUGACCUAUCUGGAAAAUGAGGACUACGAAUAAAAAGCGAUUACUAAUA